UUCUUAUUCGCUACUGAAUUCUGAUGAUUUCAUCUCGGAUUCACCACUUUUUCUUGCGGCUCCACCCGUUUCGUAAACCCUGAUAGGUUGUAAACGUGACCCAGCCCUGCGAGGUACAAAGUGUAAACAAACAGUCGAGGUCUGCUCCGAAUAUAAGCUCAUUACCAUUGAUUCGGUUGGCCGGCAUUUUACCACAAAAUCGAACGACAGGAUUUUUGCAGUUCGAUACAAGAUUUAUUCACUUGUAUCGUUGCAGCUUGAGUAUCAAACAUGGGCCUUCUCUCUCUUGGUUCACCCUUGCCAUGGUCUGAAACAAAACAGUACGCAGAUCAUGUUCGGAAACACGGUAUACUGCAGUUCCUCCACAUCUACAACAAGCUGAAAGAUCGCGAGAACGACUGCUUAAAGUGGGGAGACGAGGUGGAAUACACAUUGCUGAAGUUUGACCAUGAAAACAAGAAGGUUUAUAACAAUCUGAAGGCAAAGGAAAUGCUAGAUGUUUUAACGCUUGAGGAAUUAAAAAAUCCCAGCACCAACAAGACUGCUUGGAGACCUGAGUAUGCUGGUUAUAUGGUUGAAGGAACACCUGGUCAGCCACUUGGUGGAUGCAUGAGGCACUUCAACAUGAUUGAAGCAAAUAUGAAACUGAGACGUGAAGAAAUCCAGAAAAAUUUGACUGAACCGGGCGAGACUGUGCUGUCAAUUUGUGCAUUUCCCAGACUGGGAUGUCCCAACUUUACUUUUCCAAACUUUGAACCCACCCCAGUUGGAGGAACUUCCUGUUCACUGUUCUUUCCUGACCAGGCAAUUUACCAGGGACAUCCAAGGUUCAGCACUCUCACCAGGAAUAUUCGAGAACGAAGGGGUUCAAAAGUUGCAAUCAAUAUUCCAGUCUUUAAGGAUGUGAACACUCCGUCACCAUUCAUUGAGAAGUUUCCCGAUGUCGAAGGUGAAGGUGCCAAGGCCGCCUUGCCAGAUCACAUCUAUGUGGACAGCAUGGGAUUCGGCAUGGGAAUGUGCUGUCUUCAGAUGACUUUCCAAGCGUGCAGUAUCAGCGAGGCAAGAAAUCUGUAUGAUCAGCUGGCAGUGGUCACUCCUAUAGUUAUGGCGCUGUCUGCAGGCACCCCAAUACUUCGCGGAUACCUCGCAGAUCUUGAUUGCCGCUGGAGUGUAAUUUCAGGCGCAGUGGAUGAUCGUACACCCGAGGAGAGGGGACUGGAGCCUUUGAAGGAAAACAGGUUUGUCAUCCCCAAGUCGCGAUAUGACUCCAUCAGUACAUACCUGUCACCAGAGGGAAUUAAGUACAGUGACAUUGACUUGGUGUACGACAAUGAGAUUUAUCAGCAGCUCGUGGAUGCUGGUAUCGAUGAACAGUUGGCUCGCCAUUAUGCGCAUUUAUUCAUCCGGGAUCCUUUGACCUUGUUUCAUGAGCACAUCUAUGAAGACGAUGAGCAGAACACGGAUCACUUUGAGAAUAUCCAGUCCACCAACUGGCAGACCAUGCGUUUUAAACCGCCUCCCCCUAACUCGUCCAUUGGCUGGAGAGUGGAAUUCAGACCCACUGAGGUACAACUGACAGACUUCGAGAAUGCCGCCUAUGUAACCUUCAUUGUGCUUCUCACGCGAGUCAUUUUGUCAUUUGACCUCAAUCUGCUUAUUCCCUUAUCCAAGGUUGACGAGAACAUGAUAACCGCUCAGCAAAGAGAUGCUGCUCGUCAGGGAAAGUUCCACUUCAGGAAAACUUUGAAGAGAUGUCCCACUGUGACAAAUGGAGACGUCCAAAAUGGUGAUUCAGAUUGCGACGGGUUCGAGCUGAUGACGAUUGACAAAAUCAUCAACGGCAAGGAUGGUGAAUUUCCCGGACUCAUACCGCUGAUCGAAAGUUACCUUGGCAACGUGGAUGUCGACAUUGACACACGAUGCACCAUUUCCCAAUAUUUGAAACUUAUUUCGAGGAGAGCUUCAGGUGAGCUGCUGACUACAGCGCAGUGGGUUCGCAGAUUUGUCGACGAGCACCCCGAUUACAAGAAAGAUUCGGUUGUUAGUGAAACGAUUUGUUACGAUCUAAUGAACACUUUUGAUCGUAUUAGUCGGGGAGAAGUCGGCGCACCGCAACUCUUUGGAAAACCCACAUCGAAAACGAGCGAUGUGUUGCUGAAGAAAUGCUUGGAAAUUAAGGAAGAGAUGCGGAAAAUAGAGGCUGGAAAAUAAGUGAGAUGAUUCACUCACCAAUGCAAAUACUGUGCUGUAUAUAAAUCAUAUUUUGAAAACUAUCAACUGAGCCUUCGAUUGUCAUGUUUUAGUCAGUGUAUACACUACAUGUAAGUAAGAUAAUGUGUCUUUGACUAGUAAGUCCACAUCUCGUCUGAACAGACGAUUCUUCCUGGAUGGUGGUAGGACUGUCAAAGUUUCUUCGUAAAUACUUUACUAGAUAGCAAUUACAGUAUCAUACGUGAAAGUAAUAGUUCCAAGUUAAAAUAUUAAUUCUCGUUACUUACCAUUGCGGAUUUCAAGAUAAAUUAUGAGAAUUUAGUUGAAGAUGUAAAGAAUAUUCUCUAGUUAAUAUAGUUUUCUUUUAUACUUUUUAUUACCUGUCGGGUGGUAAAGGCAAUCAGCUGUUGAUUACUUGAGAAAUGAAAGAAUUAAUAGCAAACUGAAGUUGCCUUGGAACUGAGAAGAGAGCGAGCUCGUCACAUGUAGUUUUAUCUGUGCUUGGAAACGGUCCUAUUUGCUACACUCGGUGCAAUCGUGAGAACUUGUUAUAGUUCUGCAGAACAAACUAUAGGUUGCGCUUAACGAAAAAAAAAAAGCUAUACCGAUAAUCAGUCACAAACGAAAGCAAAAAUCAUGUGAAGCUGUCAGUUGGGUAGAGGUAUGCAUGUUCGUGAAGGAUCGCAGCUUUUAAAUGAUUUCGGAGAGGUUAUUUCUUUUGGUUAAUCUGUCAGGGUCCAUUUGAGAUACUCGUAGGCUUUGCUUUCAGAGUCUCGCUACAGUCUCCGUAUUUCUUUUGUUCUUGUUUUGAUAUUUUUUGCUAAUCGAAGAUACAUGUGUCACACAACAUUAUCUGGUUUUGGUUGUUUUGUUUGUUUGUUUUGCGGUGGCUUGUGAUUGCUUAUCAUUAUUAUUAUUAUUAUUUUUCAUUUUGGUAUUUAUUAAUUGAGUAAAUACACACAAUACAUAACAUUUUUACCAAUUUAUAAACAGGCAACUAUUCAUGCAAGAAAUUGACAAAACAUCCAUUUAACCAGGUGUGAAAUCAUAAACACUUAUUCCAUGCGGUUUGUCGUGAUAUUUGGUGUCUCAUUUAGUGUUAUAACAUUUGGCGACCUUAUGAUUAUACAUUGUAGCAACGAACUUAGAACGGAACUCAGAACAGAGAUUUCAUUCGUUGGUUAAUGCUAUAUAAAAGCUAUGCGAUCGUACCACAGAUCGAGACUUCAGUGUAUAAUAAUUAGAAAAUAGUUAUCAUUCACAUGGCAUGUAAAAACAUGGUUGUCCCUACUACCGUCACAUAAAGGUGUGGAUUGUAAUAAGACAUGAGUUCUAGGCUAGAUUUCGUAUUAGUAAUAAAGUCGUAGUUGAUUUAUUUUGCGCCA
This is a messenger RNA of Orbicella faveolata, 3596 nucleotides long. RefSeq names its product glutamate--cysteine ligase catalytic subunit-like. Gene Ontology annotation, cellular component: glutamate-cysteine ligase complex. The record is from RefSeq and is a predicted model, not a curated record. Gene Ontology annotation, biological process: glutathione biosynthetic process. Gene Ontology annotation, molecular function: glutamate-cysteine ligase activity. NCBI's taxonomy places the organism in Eukaryota, Metazoa, Cnidaria, Anthozoa, Scleractinia, Merulinidae.